Molecule: messenger RNA, 1170 nt
Organism: Trichoderma breve
Lineage: Eukaryota; Fungi; Ascomycota; Sordariomycetes; Hypocreales; Hypocreaceae
Product: ZIP zinc transporter domain-containing protein
Exons: 1
Coding region: 1-1170 (389 amino acids)
Biological process (GO): zinc ion import across plasma membrane
Cellular component (GO): plasma membrane
Molecular function (GO): high-affinity zinc transmembrane transporter activity
Source: RefSeq, a predicted model, not a curated record
AUGGCGGACGCAGAUUUCAAUCCUGACUCUGUCAACCUCACAGCUAUUGUUGAUCAAGAUGGAGACAUCAGAGACAUCAUCUGCUUUCUCAAUGCUGGCGACAACGACUACAAUGGACAGCUUGGUGCACGUGUUUCGGCUCUAUUCGUCAUCCUUGUCAUUUCGUCGGCAGCCACCCUGUUCCCCGUCCUGGCCACUCGUGUCCGACGUCUACGAAUCCCUCUCUAUGUCUAUCUCUUUGCCCGAUACUUUGGCUCCGGAGUCAUCAUUGCCACUGCCUUCAUCCAUCUCCUCGACCCUGCCUAUGAGGAGAUUGGACCGGCUAGUUGCGUCGGCUUGACUAGUGGCUGGGCUGAAUACACCUGGCCCCCUGCACUGGCUCUGACUUCAGCCAUGCUCAUCUUCCUGAUGGAUUUCUUGGCCGAGUACUACGUCGAGAGGAAGUACAAGCUGGCACACGUCGAAGUCGAGGGCACUAUUACAUCGGAUCCCACUGUUCCUCACACUCAUCAAGGACAUCAAGGACUUCACUCGGCUGACCAGGACGGCCCAAUUCCUCCUCUCAACCAGAAGCCUGAAGAGCACAGCCACGCUUCUAGCGAUAAGUUCGCUUCCAGCGAUAAUCUCGAUGUGGAAGAGCUCAAGCACCUUGAUGGCGAGUCUAAGGAAUCUGUCAUGGGCUUCGAGUCUCAGAUCGCUGCAUUCUUGAUUCUCGAAUUCGGUGUCAUCUUCCACAGUGUCAUCAUUGGUCUCAACCUCGGCGUCGUCGGCGAUGAAUUCAAGACCCUGUACCCUGUCAUCGUCUUCCACCAAGCCUUCGAGGGCCUGGGUAUUGGCGCCCGUCUGAGUGUCAUUCCCUUCCCCAAGCGCUUCAAAUGGAUGCCCUGGGCUCUCUGCCUGGCCUACGGCUUGACAACCCCUAUCGCUAUUGCCAUUGGCCUCGGUGUGCGAACUACCUACAACAGUGGUUCCUUCACUGCCAAUGUCGUGUCUGGUGUCCUCGACGCUAUUUCUGCCGGUAUCCUCAUCUACACCGGUUUUGUCGAGAUGAUUGCGCGCGACUUCCUCUUCAACCCUCACCGCACGCAGGAUAAGAAGCGACUGACAUUUAUGCUGGUCUCUCUCUACCUCGGAAUCAUCAUCAUGGCCCUGUUGGGUAAGUGGGCUUAA